This is a messenger RNA of Oppiella nova, 1002 nucleotides long. Lineage: Eukaryota; Metazoa; Arthropoda; Arachnida; Sarcoptiformes; Oppiidae. The record is from the annotation of a GenBank genome assembly.
CUGAACGACAGUUUACUUUCAGAAACACUGAAGGCUUUGAAACAAAGGGAUUAUUGCUUUCAAAAGAGGGAAAACUUCUCAAAUAACGGGUUCGUGCGAAGAAUCCUUAAAACGCUUCCCGAUUGGCGCCACUUUUUGUCGGCAGAUAUGAGUGAAGACUGUCUCUAUCUGAAUGUCUUUGCGCCGGACUCUGCGCACAACAAGACAGUCAUGGUUUGGAUCCAUGGCGGAGGAUUCAUCUCCGGAUCCACAGUCUUAUACGACGGCUCUAUUCUGGCCGCCAGACAUGACGUUAUCGUCGUUUCCAUCGCCUAUCGGUUGGGAAUCUUCGGCUUCCUGUCUGCCAAUGGAUCCCUAUUUCCCGGCAAUUACGGGCUUCACGACCAGGUGUUAGCUCUUCAGUUCAUCAAAGACAACAUCCAGGGUUUUGGCGGAAACCCUGAUAAUGUCGUACUCUUUGGACAGAGCGCCGGUGCGAUCAGUGUUGGCUAUCACUUGAUUUCUCCGUUGAGUCGACACUUGUUCCGACGAGCCAUCCUUCAGAGCGGCAAUCCUUUGGUGCCGAUAAUGCUUACCGGAAGGAACACCCAAACUAUGGCCGCCAUUGAUGUCAUUCGAGACUUGUGUCCACUACUCGUCACAAACGAGACUCAAGAAGUGACAGAAGCCGGCGUCUCCUGUUUGCGACGCGCCAACGCCUCUCUUCUCACGGACUCGUUCUUUAAGGUCUUCUACUCGAGAUUGGGUUCGUUUGCUCCCAUUGAAGACAAUGACUUCUUUGGCGAACAUCCGCAGGAAUUGGUUGACAAAAAGCAGUUCUUUGACACCAAAGAGAUUCUCAUCGGAACCGACGUCGAAGAAGGCGCGUCGUUUGCUUCUUACGGACCGCUCGGAAAGUUCCGGCGCAGCGACCGAAUUGACGCCAAUUUCACGCGACAGACACUCGUCCAGACCUUCAACGAAACCCUUCCUCCAGAAAUGCGUCCCUUCAUUGAGGCCGUC